This is a messenger RNA of Lates calcarifer (barramundi perch), 3974 nucleotides long. RefSeq names its product THAP domain containing 11 (gene thap11). Gene Ontology annotation, molecular function: RNA polymerase II cis-regulatory region sequence-specific DNA binding. Bases 2082 to 2915 code for a protein of 277 amino acids. Gene Ontology annotation, biological process: regulation of transcription by RNA polymerase II. NCBI's taxonomy places the organism in Eukaryota, Metazoa, Chordata, Actinopteri, Centropomidae. The transcript has a single exon. Gene Ontology annotation, cellular component: nucleoplasm. The record is from RefSeq and is a predicted model, not a curated record.
AAUGUUUUGAUGCUAGACCUUCAUUCCAGACACAAUAAAAACACAACACGUAAAAAAAUGAACUACAAAACAAAAUACAUUGCCCAUAGAGGCUAACAGUGUAAGUAUUGAACCAUGACAUUAAAAUAAUGUGUGUUACUCUUUGAGCAAUAAACUGUUUUAGUCUUAAAUAGUAUUUCGACUAGACUUUUAUAGGUGGAUACUAAAAGCUUCUAAAAUGGGUUUCAGUGUUCAAUGUGAGGAUAUAUCAUGGCCUGAUGAGACACUGAAGUUAAACCCUGACACACCCAUGGUGCAGCCACACAGGUGUUUUUUAUUUAUGUUGUCUAAUUAAACCUCCUCUCAGGGCUUAUUAGUUCAUAGAAGUCGGUUACAUCAGGUAAUUCCCAGAACACCUCCACCUAACUUCAGCGUGAGAGAGUUUUAAUAAGCCAGUGAGACUGAAAACACCUGCGCACUGCCUCUAAUAGACCAGUUCUCUAAUGCCUGGAAAAUAACAUCUGCAUUAAUGUAAUCAGAUAAUUGGAAAGCAUUUUGCUUAAAAACAGAUGAUUAUUUCAAAAAAAUCUGCAUCAUGUUGUUUUCUGACAUGCUGAUAUGUCUCUGUGUGCAUAUUAUAGCCUGUAAUGAAGUGGUACUGUACUUAAGUACAAAUUCAUUCAUUACUUGAGUAUUUUAUCCUCAUGCUGCUUUACACUCUACUACAAUUUAUAGGAAAAUAUUGUACUUUUUACCCCACAACAUUAAUUUAACAACUGCAGUUAAACCUUUUCCCCAAAGUAUAUAUAUUAAGAGUUUUGCACACAAAACAUAAGAAAAAGCUUAUAAAAUACGUGCUGUUAUUAAUUCAUCCACUGUAUUAAAAUAUAGAGCUGAAAUGAUUACUCAGUCAGCUGAUUGACAGAAAAUGAAUGAGAACUUUGUUCUUAAUGAUUAGAGUCAUUUUUCAAGCAAAAUGAAAACAUUUAAUCAUUUUAUUUUAUUUUUUGAUAAUUUUGAGGUUUGGAUUAUUGUUUGGUCAAAACAAGUGUCAUUAAGAUGUCACUGUUUUCUGACAUUUUACAAACAAGCAACCAAAUCAGUUAUUUGAGGAAAUAAUCAAGGCAUGAAUCCAUGAUAAAAACAAUUAUCAGUCACAGUCCUAUAUGGUGUAAUUAGAUGAAACAGAUAUUGACUUUGUAAAUGUGGAAGAUGCACAAAGCCAGAGGUAGCUGUUCACAUAUGAAGCAUUUAAAUUAGAAGGUAAACCCUUGAUCAGGAGUUGUUUUUUUGUUCUGUUAACUGUUCAUUUGAACUUUCUCCACAUAAAGAAGUUAUUUGAAAGAAAAAUGUUCAAACUUUUUUCUUUUGCUGUUUUGUUUUUGUAUAUAUACUACUAGAAGAUGCAUGUUUUGUAAAAAUAGCAAUGUUUUAUAAUCCUGAGUGGGAUUGGACACGUGUUUGGCACGACACAGAACUAAAAAUUGAACUAAAAAAACUAUUUAAACUAGUAUACUUGAAUGAGUAAUAAUAAUGUAAUGAUAUAAUACAUAACAGUACAUCAAUUUUCCUGGAAGCACUGACAUACCUUUACUUCAGUACCAUGUUUAAUGUAUUUUUACAGGGUGGUAUUGAUAGUUUUACUUUGACCAAAAAAGAUUUGUCAUGCCUAUCUCUAUGAGCUCGGGUGUGUUUCUAUACUCUGGCCAGCAGGGGCGGCAGAGCGCUAACGGACAACGACAGGAAGCGCAAAGGCUCAUGGUACUUUUAGUUCUCAGUGAAGGACGGUUGGCCCGAUAACACCACGAAGAACAAACCCGCAUAUUUACCAUCGAAAAUAAAACACCAGCCUCGAAUUCAGCAUCAAUACAAGCUUCGUGUGCGCCGAGUCCGGAUAAGUUCGGGUGGAUUCGUUCGUCGUACGGAGAACAUCGGCUCAGUUUUUGGUGGAAAACAAACAGGAAGUUGUUAGCGUUGUGGGACGUGUAGUUCCGCUUGCAGGCCGCGGAGCUUGAUAACAACGCACAGAAUAAAGAAACAACAAUAAAAUAAUUUAAGUGUCACCCCGAGACCGCGUCUUUACCCUUGGCGCUGAGACAAACAUGCCCGGGUUCACCUGCUGUGUGCCUGGCUGCUACAACAACUCGCACCGGGACCGGGACCUGCGCUUCUACACGUUUCCUAAGGACACCUCGCUGAGGGAGCUGUGGCUGAGGAACAUCUCCCGGGCCGGGGUCAGCGGCUGCUUCAGCACCUUCCAGCCCACAACCGGGCACAGAGUCUGCAGCGUGCAUUUCGCCGGAGGGAGGAAAACCUACAGCAUCCGAGUACCGUCCCUUUUCCCUCUGCGGGGGGUCAAUGAGCGCAGGAGUCGGAGGGGCAGGGGCAGGAAAGUGUCCGCGGGGGUUCCUGCCCCCGCCGCCGCGGCGACCUCGGGGAUCGUCCUCACCAGCGUCUUGGGCAGCACGGCGGAAGGAGCCGAAGGCAACGCCGGCGGCGAGGCGAGCGACGACAGCAUCACCGUGGUUCAGAUAGGCCAAAACGGGGAGUACCUGGGCACAGCGCGGCUGCCCGCCCAGUCAGAGGGGACUUGUUACACCGCACCGGUCGGCAGCGCGGACGAGCUCACCGCCGACGACUCGUCGGUCGAAGCCGCGUCCGCCUUGCACCAGCUGCCAGUGCAGUACGUCAGUGUGACCAGCAGCCCGCUGGACCACUCGUACUCGCUGACCACCGGCACCACGUCGGCCGAGCUGCUGCGGAAACUGAACGAGCAGCGGGACAUCAUCGCGCUGAUGGAGGUGAAGAUGAAGGAGAUGAAGGCGACCAUCCGCCAGCUGCGGGUCGCCGAGGCCAAGCUGCAGGAGGAGGUGCGGGAGCGGGACCGGCUGCUGUACGGAAACUCAGUGGCUUUCAGCGUCCGGAAGAAAAUCUGAUGGGCAAACAUCAACGGAGACGACCCGUUACAGAGACUCAGACUAACGGAGAUGACACCGAUUGGUUUUGAAGACGGCAGAUCCAGCCCUAUUUUGUAUAAAUCUACGAGCGAUGACAAUUUAUUUUCAUCAAGUAGAGAUGAUUUUUCGUAGGCCUGAUGUAAAAAAGUUGGCUGCCUAGUUUAUGUAGCUGAUAGUAAUAACCUCAUUGCUAAUCACAUACAAAACAUGCACAGUCCGCUCUGGCCUGCAGUCUAACCACGGUCAAUAAUACACAUUUCAUUUAUUCAACCGGGACUGUAGUCUUGCACAGACUUACAAGUCAGGCGGGCAUGCAUAUGAAAAGGCGGACUGAUGUUGCAUUCAAAGGUUUUCUCAUUAAGAUUUCUUUUGACAGUUUUUAUUUCCUUACUCAUGAGCAGAAACUAGGAGGUUGGUGCAAGAAACCUCAGAAUAGAUUGUGGAGGUGAUGUAAAGUACACCACGCUGAAGUAUCCAUAGGAUUUUUUGUAACCAAAACACUAUUCUCAGCACAUGUAAGGUGUUAGUCAGUGACAUAAAACUCUACCAUGACUUUAUCUGAGUUGCCUUCAAAGGUACUCUAAGUUGUUUUCCUUUUAUUUUUGUUGCUAAAGACAUUUGUGCAACAGAAAAAGGACUUAAAGGAAUUCCUUAAAACUUGAAAGGCCACUCAAAAGGUUGAAAUCUUAUCAAAGGACGUUUCCUGAAGACAUGCAUUAAGUUACAAUUUACUGUUUUCUUUUUCCUUAGGAAAUCUUAAAGAGAAGUUCGUAGAAAAACCUUUUUCUGGAGACACGUUAUGCAACUUGAACAUGUAUGUUUGUCUCUGAGGCGAUUCUGUGAAACAGCGCCUGCCUGUUUCUGUGUGAUCCAUUCUUUGUGCCUGUUUCUGGUCAGAUUGUUUUCUCUCUCACACAGAAGUUUUAGUGGCUGCAUCUCUCUGUCCUGUUCAUGAGUGUUUUAUGCACAGGAUGUUAGACACACAUGCAUUUCAUUUGCUCUGCUGUCAUUUUAAAGUAAAUUUCAUUUUGAAAUAGA